GCCGGGACCGUUGGAGCGCGGCGGCGGCUGAGGCUGAGGCGGCUGAGGCGGCCCGGCCGCCCCGGAGCUGCGGCGGCCCCGGCAGCGCCUCAGGUUAUGGUUUAAAUGUCUGAAGAAGGAAGUGAGUCCAGGAAAGUGGAAGUUUCCCUGAGAGACUUCUCAGUGUGAUUCAGAAUGAUUGAGGAGAGUGGGAAGAGGAGGAGGACCAUGGCAGAGAAGAGGCAGCUGUUCAUGGAAAUGAGAGCGCAGAACUUUGACGUGAUCCGGCUCUCCACGUACCGAACGGCCUGCAAGCUGCGCUUCGUGCAGAAGAGGUGCAACCUUCACCUUGUGGAUAUCUGGAAUAUGAUUGAAGCCUUCCGAGAUAACGGGCUGAACACUUUGGAUCCCGGCACGGAGAUCAGCGUGUCCCGCCUGGAGACCAUCAUCUCCUCCAUCUACUACCAGCUCAACAAGCGCCUGCCCUCCACCCACCAGAUCAGCGUGGAGCAGUCCAUCAGCCUGCUGCUCAACUUCAUCAUAGCAGCCUACGACAGUGAGGGCCAUGGGAAGCUGACAGUGUUCUCAGUGAAAGCCAUGCUGGCCACCAUGUGUGGGGGGAAGAUCCUGGACAAGCUCAGAUAUAUUUUCUCUCAGAUCUCAGAUUCCAACGGGCUGAUGAUUUUCACCAAGUUUGACCAGUUCUUGCGGGAGGUGCUGAAGCUGCCCACGGCCGUGUUCGAGGGGCCCUCCUUCGGCUACACGGAGCAGGCGCUGCGCACCUGCUUCCCCCAGCAGAAGAAGGUGAUGCUGAACAUGUUCCUGGACACCCUGAUGGCUGAUCCUCCUCCCCAGUGCCUUGUGUGGCUGCCCCUCAUGCACAGACUGGCCCAUGUUGAAAAUGUCUUCCACCCCGUGGAGUGCUCGUACUGCCACUGUGAGAGCAUGAUGGGCUUCAGGUACCGCUGCCAGCAGUGCCACAACUACCAGCUGUGCCAGAACUGCUUCUGGAGGGGCCAUGCCAGUGGCACCCACAGCAACCAGCACCAGAUGAAGGAGCACUCCUCCUGGAAAUCCCCAGCCAAGAAGCUGAGCCAGGCCAUCAGCAGGUCCCUGGGCUGCGUGCCCAGCCGGGAGGCGCCGCGGCCGCUGCUGCCCGAGCUGCCCGAGAGACCCCUGCAGCUGGGCCAGCUCCUCCCCCCCAGACCUGUGAGUAACAUGAACGAGGCCAUGGUGACCCACGUGUCCUCUGGAGCACCCACCCCAACCAAAAGGUGCCCGCCCAGCCCCGGCCCCUCCCGGCAGGAGGAGCACGCCCGGAUCCGGUCCCUGGUGCUGCGGCUGCGGAGCGGGGCGGGUGCCCUGGACAGCCCGGGCCGGCUGGACGAGGAGCACCGUUUGAUCGCUCGCUACGCCGCCCGCCUGGCAGCCGAGGCUGGCAGUGCUGUGAGUCCCCGCCCCCCAGGUGACCUGGGCUUUAGCUUUGAUGCCAACAAGCAGCAGAGGCAGCUGAUAGCAGAGCUGGAGAACAAGAACAGGGAGAUCCUGCAGGAGAUCCAGCGGCUGCGGCUGGAGCACGAGCAAGCCUCGCAGCCCACGCCCGAGAAGGCUCAGCACAACCCCACCCUGCUGGCCGAGCUGCGCCUGCUGCGGCAGAGGAAGGAUGAGCUGGAGCAGAGGAUGUCAGCCCUGCAGGAGAGCAGAAGAGAGCUGAUGGUGCAGCUGGAGGGGCUGAUGAAGCUGCUCAAAGAAGAAGAGCAAAAGCAGGCAGCCGCCGGCCCGGCCCCGCCCUCGCCGCCCCAGGGCCGCCCCCCGGCCGCUCCGUCCCGCCCGGGCUCCGCCGGCUGCUCCCCGAGCCACGGCACCCCCGAGAGCCCGCCCGGCCCGGGGGGGGACAGCGCCGAGCCCCGGGGGCCAGGCCCGAGGAGGAGCCUCCGCAAUGAGCUGCUGGUGGCAGCGGAUUCCAUCACCAGCACCGUGUCCUCGCUGGUGAAGGAGCUGCACUCAGCAGAGGAAGAAGAUGAAGAAGAAACAGAGAAGCUGCAGAAUGGGAAGGACCGAGGUUAGGAGGGGCCUCAGGCUGGACAGCAGCUCAGGCUCGGAGGGUGUGUUUGCCAUCGAGGGACGUCUCCCCCUCCGGCAGAGGCAGUUCCAGCCCACCCAUCAGCACCGAUCUCCAGCGCCGGCAGCGCUGCGGAGCCCCCCGGACCCUGCGGUGCCCCCCGGACCCUGCGGUGCCCCAGGCCAUUGCAUGUCCCCUCGGAGUGUCCCUGCGGCCGCCAGGGCCGUCCCGCCCGGCUCGGAGCCCGGGAGGCCGGCAGGACACCGCCGGUGGCUGCUCUGUCCCGCUGCUCCUGCCCGCUGCCCCCCUCUGCAUGGAACAGGGGAUUCAGCCUGGAAAUCCCACCUGCAGCCAGCUGGCUCAGGUGACAGGGCCACCGGCCCCGGGAUUGCCACCUGGCCUGGAACCUUCCCAUGCCCGGCCGGGAAUUGAGGGAGGAGCGUGGCCAGGCUGAGAGCAGCAUCGGCACCCGGAGCUGGGCUCGGUCUGGGUGGGAACUGGGGGAAUUCAGCCCAAAACUCGGCCCCAGCCCAGCCAGGGGUGGCUGCAGCACCUUCCCGGGGUGCUUGGCCGCGCUUCAGUGGAAGGAGCCCUGAGGGGCUGGAAAUGUUUGUGGAGGGUGAUGGAGGAAAGGAGCAGAAACCCCGCGGGCACCCCCGGCUCUGCCCCCUCCCCACACCUAGGGACAGGGACAAUAAACACCCUGGUGGCCACAAUAAACACCCUGGUGGCCACAGGCUCGGCUCAUGGAAAUGUGGGGAACGAGGAGGGGAGGGGAGCCCUGAGAACCUGGAGAGAGGCAGCAGCUCCAGCUGGGAAAGGGGGACAGGGAUGGGGACAAGGACUGGGAUGGGGACAAGGACAGGGAUGGGGAUGGAGAUGGGAAAAGAUGGGAAUGGGAAUAAGGAUGGAUGGGGAGAGGGAUGGGGAUAAGGGCAGGGAUGGGGAGAGAUGGAGAUGAAGAUGGGAAUAAAACAGGGAUAGAGAGAGGGAUGCAGACAGGAAUGGGAUGGGGAUGGAGAUGGGGAUGAGGAUGGGGAGAUGGGGACCAGGACAGAGACAAGGACAACUUGAUGUGGUUUUCAGCUGAAUUUGCUGCAUUCAGGCAUGCAGCAUCUUUGGCUGUGUCGUGGCUCCAAGCACAGAAAAUGGGGAUGUUUUCCUGAUGGCCCAGCUGAGGGGUGGUGGCCACCAGGAUCUGGGGGUGUCACAGCUGCACAGGGGUCCCCCAAGCAGAGCUGAGAGGGGCUGGGGGCUCUCCCAGAGCUGGGUCAGCACCAGAGCUGGUGGCACUGCCAGGGCAGGGACGGUGGCACAGCAGAGCUGGGGCACCUGGGCUCGGUGGAAAACCUGGGAUCCAUCACCUGGGAAGGAUGGAAGGAUGCUGCAGGGCCUCCCCAGCACCCCCUGACACCGAGGGGAGCGGGAUUGGGGUGCCCAGGGAAUUCUGUCGUGGCAUCACCCAAGGGUGUCACUUAGGGAGGUAAUUAAGCCCCUUUUUAAUUGCCCCGGGGCUGAACACAGGUGGGGCAGAGCCACGGGGCUCACCCAGCUGCACCGAGACCGGAUUGCCAUUUCCAUUCCCUGGGGCGAAACCAGCGCGAAGGAAAACGCGCCUAAAGGCAUUUCCAUUGUCCCGUGGGCUGGCCGGGGCAGCGCCGCGUCCCGCACUGCCACCCCCAGCGGGCCCGGGGCAGUGCCCGGGGCAGGGAAUGGCGUGGGAGCCCCCACAGCGGCACAGGGACAGGGACAGGGGCGGCCGUGACCGCUCCGGGCUCCCCAAACCCCGGGGUGUCCCUGGGGCCGCACCAGGCUCCGGUGACAUUCCCGUUCCUGCAGGCACGGGGGGUGCGGCAGCCAGCGGGAUUGGGAGCGGGAUUGUCCCCUGCACCAGGACGGGAUUGUCGCCCGGGAGCAAGAUUGGCCCCGGGACCAGGACAGGAUUGUCCCCCGGAGCGAGAUUGGGAGCAGGAUUGUCCCCUGGACCAGGAUAGGGUUGUCCCCAGGAGCGGGAUUGGGAGCAGGAUUGUCCCCGGGAGCGGGACGGGAGUGUCCCCGGGAGCAGGAUUGUCCCCUGGACCAGGAUAGGGUUGUCCCCAGGAGCGGGAUUGGGAGCAGGAUUGUCCCCGGGAGAGGGACGGGAUCGUCCCCCGGAGCAGGAUCGUCCCCGGGAGCGGCUGGCGAGGCGGCGCUGCAGCCGAUGCCGUAAGCACGGGGAACGAUUCCAGCAGCAGCCUGUGAGCAGGGAGGACAUGUUCUGUCAUCCGCCAAAUAUUUAAUAAAUCCAUCUCCUCCC
This is a messenger RNA of Oenanthe melanoleuca, 4337 nucleotides long. It is a transcript of the gene DTNB, whose product is annotated as dystrobrevin beta. Bases 175 to 2046 code for a protein of 623 amino acids. Gene Ontology annotation, cellular component: synapse; plasma membrane. Gene Ontology annotation, molecular function: zinc ion binding. The transcript is spliced from 22 exons. Lineage: Eukaryota; Metazoa; Chordata; Aves; Passeriformes; Muscicapidae. Gene Ontology annotation, biological process: synaptic signaling. The record is from RefSeq and is a predicted model, not a curated record.